UCAUACAGCUGUUCUGGUCCAGGUGUGUUCAGGUGUACUUUGACUGGACUGGUGUUUGUUAUGGCUCAGGAGGCAGAGCUUCAGUACAGGACUGACCAAUGGGAUGAGAGCUGCCUACAACCAGCUGGCAAGAUGGCUGCAGGGCCACUGUUCAACAUCCAGUCCAGUCCUGACGGUGCUGUCACUCAGCUCCUCCUGCCACAUUGUGAAACUAUGGAUGCUCCACUCCCUGAAGGUCUGCUGUCUGUCAUCCACAUCACUGAUGAUGGAAUAAGCAUCCUGGAGCUGCUGAAGAUUACAGACACUCAUGUGGUAGUGAAUGUCCCUCACCUCUCUGCCUGUGGCCUAGUCUGGGAUCUCGUUAAGAGCUUCAUCAACAUCACCCGACCAAUCAGAGGCCAGGUUCUGCUGUUCCUCCGACCUCCAGACACACAUCAUCGAAUACUUGAUGUAUUUCUGCUGCAGGACAACAUUCCUUUGAGUGAGAUUGUUUUCCAACAUGGAGAAGCUGAGUUCAUCAAGAUCUCUUCCAAAUGUCGUCUCAGCAGUGGUCAAAGUUACAGUGUUCAAUGUGAACAGGCCUCCAAAGUACAGCCUGAGUAUGGACCAUUUCACAUGAAGUAUACAUCACAUUUCUACCCAACAUUUGAGCUUUUCCUCCCUACAAACAAAGAGAAAGUGACUUUGAUGGUCCAAGACCAGGAGAAGAAACAAGUGUGGAAACGUGUUAUUACAGACACUCAUGUGGUAGUGAACGUCCCUCACCUCUCUGCCUGUGGCCUGGUCUGGGAUCUCGUUAAGAGCUACAUGAACAUCACACGACCAAUCAGAGGCCAGGUUCUGCUGUUCCUCCGACCUCCAGACACACAUCAUCUAAUACUUGAUGUAUUUCUGCUGCAGGACAACAUUCCUUUGAGUGAGAUUGUUUUCCAACAUGGAGAAGCUGAGUUCAAGAUCUCUUCCAAGUGUCGUCUCAGCAGUGGUCAAAGUUACAGUGUUCAAUGUGAACAGGCCUCCAAAGUACAGCCUGAGUAUGGACCAUUUCACAUGAAGUAUACGUCACAUUUCUACCCAACAUUUGAGCUUUUCCUCCCUACAAACAAAGAGAAAGUGACUUUGAUGGUCCAAGACCAGAAGAAGAAACAAGUGUGGAAACGUGUUGUGAAUCUGACCGCUCCAAGAAAGAAAAAUCUGCAGAGGAAUCUCCCAGCUGGUGAUUUCGUCCCAGCAAAGAGAGCCAAGAUGACGCCGAGGGACCUCCUCAACAUUCUGGAGGACUUAAGACAAGAAGAAUUCAUGACUUUCAAGUGGUACCUGAGUAGUGUGGACGACUUCCGACCCCUCCCAAAGGCCCGACUGGAACGUGCAGACAGAGUGCACACAGUAGAUCUGAUGGUGCAGCAUUAUGAACUUGCUGGAGCUGUGGAAGUGAUGAGGAGCGUUUUAAAGAAGAUCAGCAGGAAUGAUCUGGUGAUGAAGUUGUCAAACAUCAGCUCAGGAGCAGCAGGUCCUGGUCCAGCAGAGACUCCGAAUGUCCCUGCAGACAGAAAGCUGUUGUCUGUUCGGGCACAGUUUAUUCAAAGAGUCUCUGAACCUCAUCUAGAUCAGCUGCUAGAUAAACUCCUGGAGCAGAGGGUCAUAAAUGAUGGUGAAAUGGAUUCUCUCAGAGUUGAGAACAGAGCAGAGAAAGCACGAUCAUUGAUCGACACGGUGCUAAAAAAAGGACCAGCAGCCAGUUCCUUUCUGAUCGCUGCUCUCUGUGAGGUGGAUCCAGUUCUUUCAAGACGCCUGAACCUACAGUAGCAGAAAGUCUCACACCAACACAUCUUCAGCUCUCAGGUGUUUCUAUUGUUUCACAUUUUAUAAGAAUCUAAAACUCACAGCUC
This is a messenger RNA of Scomber japonicus (chub mackerel), 1886 nucleotides long. RefSeq lists its product as uncharacterized. NCBI's taxonomy places the organism in Eukaryota, Metazoa, Chordata, Actinopteri, Scombriformes, Scombridae. The record is from RefSeq and is a predicted model, not a curated record. Bases 61 to 1803 code for a protein of 580 amino acids. The transcript is spliced from 11 exons. Gene Ontology annotation, biological process: regulation of apoptotic process.